Messenger RNA from Ictidomys tridecemlineatus (thirteen-lined ground squirrel), 2566 nucleotides. It is a transcript of the gene Exoc8, whose product is annotated as exocyst complex component 8. Gene Ontology annotation, cellular component: exocyst. Gene Ontology annotation, biological process: exocytosis; intracellular protein localization; Golgi to plasma membrane transport. Lineage: Eukaryota; Metazoa; Chordata; Mammalia; Rodentia; Sciuridae. The record is from RefSeq and is a predicted model, not a curated record.
GCGGUCUCCUCACGCGAGGGCGCGGGCGAGGAGGGCAAGCAGCGCACGCUCACUACGCUGCUGGAGAAGGUGGAGGGCUGCAGGCACCUGCUGGAGGCGGGGCAGUACCUGGUGUACAACGGGGACCUGGUGGAGUACGAGGCGGACCACAUGGCACAGCUGCAGCGCGUGCACGGCUUCCUUAUGAACGACUGUCUGCUCGUGGCCACCUGGCUGCCGCAGCGGCGCGGCAUGUACCGCUACAACGCGCUGUAUCCGCUGGACGGUCUGGCUGUGGUCAACGUCAAGGACAACCCGCCCAUGAAGGACAUGUUCAAGCUACUUAUGUUCCCCGAGAGCCGCAUAUUUCAGGCGGAAAACGCCAAGAUCAAGCGCGAAUGGCUGGAAGUGUUGGAGGAGACCAAAAGGGCCCUAGGUGAGAAGAGACGGCGGGAACAGGAGGCCGCCGCUGCCCCUCGAGGGCCACCGCAGGCAACCCCCAAGGCUGGCAACCCGUUCGAGGAGGACGAUGAGGAAGAACCAGCGCUUCCUGAGGUGGAGGAGGAGAAGGUGGACCUCUCAAUGGAGUGGAUCCAGGAGUUGCCCGAAGACCUGGAUGUCUGUAUUGCCCAGAGGGACUUCGAGGGCGCAGUGGACCUGCUGGACAAAUUGAACCACUAUCUGGAAGAUAAGCCCAGCCCACCUCCUGUGAAAGAACUCAGGGCCAAGGUGGAUGAACGGGUUCGACAGUUAACCGAGGUGCUGGUAUUUGAGCUUUCCCCAGAUCGGUCACUGAGAGGUAGUCCCAAGGCCACUCGCAGGGCAGUUUCUCAGCUGAUCCGCCUUGGCCAGUGCACCAAAGCCUGUGAGCUGUUUCUGAGGAACAGGGCAGCAGCGGUGCACACUGCCAUACGCCAGCUUCGCAUUGAAGGAGCCACUCUGCUCUACAUUCACAAGCUGUGCCAUGUCUUCUUUACCAGCCUUCUUGAGACAGCGAAGGAGUUCGAGACAGACUUUGCAGGCACUGAUAGUGGCUGCUACUCUGCCUUUGUGGUCUGGGCAAGGUCAGCCAUGGGCAUGUUCGUGGAUGCUUUCAGCAAGCAGGUGUUUGACAGCAAGGAGAGCCUCUCGACAGCUGCAGAGUGUGUGAAGGUGGCCAAGGAGCACUGCCAGCAGCUCGGGGACAUCGGACUGGACCUCACCUUCAUCAUCCAUGCCCUGCUGGUGAGAGACAUCCAGGGGGCCUUACACAGCUACAAGGAGAUCAUCAUCGAAGCCACCAAGCACCGAAACUCUGAGGAGAUGUGGAGGAGGAUGAACCUGAUGACCCCUGAGGCUCUGGGGAAGCUCAAGGAGGAGAUGAGAAGCUGUGGGGUCAGUAAUUUUGAGCAGUACACCGGCGACGACUGCUGGGUGAACCUGAGCUACACAGUGGUGGCCUUCACCAAGCAGACCAUGGGGUUCCUAGAGGAGGCGCUGAAGCUGUACUUCCCAGAACUGCACAUGGUCCUCCUGGAGAGCCUGGUGGAAGUCAUCCUGGUUGCCGUGCAGCAUGUGGAUUACAGUUUGAGGUGUGAGCAGGAUCCAGAGAAGAAGGCAUUUAUCAGACAGAAUGCGUCCUUUCUGUAUGAAACAGUCCUCCCUGUGGUGGAGAAGAGAUUUGAAGAAGGUGUGGGGAAACCUGCUAAGCAGCUCCAAGACCUGAGGAGCACAUCCAGACUCAUCCGGGUGAAUCCCGAGAGCACAACUUCAGUGGUCUGAGGAUUCUGUUUUGUGAUACUUAAAUGUGGCUUGUGUGUCAUUUAUAUUUAUGUUAAGUUACAUUAUCGUAUUCCUUAUGGUCUCAGUGUAAAAAUGAAGGUACCUCUUAGGCUAAAUCAAAAGAAGAAAGAACAUAUGCUAAUUGAAGCACAAAUGAGAAAAAGACUAGAAAAACGUAUACCAUGCUUUCCUUUUAAAUUAUGGUAAUUCCUUAAUGAAUGUAUUCAUUAGCUAACAGCUUUCGAUUCUCUGGAUCAGCUGAUGAAUGUAUGGUUGCUGGAGUACUUCAGCUUGUCUUUUGAAUUAAAACACUCUGUACAUUAUGCAGCAUGGAGAAACAAGAUCUGUAAAGACAGAAUUCAAGGAUGUUGGGAAGUAUCCCAGUUCACCAGAAUAUUAGGUUUUUUAAAGGGUACAGUGCCAUAUAAAACACCCUGCCUCAUGCACUUCUUCUUUUUAAACUGUAAUGAACAAUUUGGGGGAAAGAAAGGAGUUGGGAAGUUAGUUUUAGAGAAAAUUUUAGUCACAAGACUUCUUUCUUGGAACUAGCUCAUGUGUGGGUAUCAGACACUUCCAUCCUUACAGGGUACCAGAAGCAGAUUCAUAAAAAACAUUUGGACACUCCCAAGUUUGUAAUUUGAAAGCUGAUUAAUUUGAGUUGCUGACUAGCAGCUUUAUAAUAUUUUGUUGGGGAGCAUUUACUUGGAAAUCUGAAAGACCAUGUUAAAAAUUUUUUUCAACACAUUUUGGAUUGUGUGAAAUUCCAGCUGAAGCUUUUUUGUCUUUUGUCAUAUUAAAUAAAGUACUAACAACAACAAAACACACA